Messenger RNA from Colletotrichum navitas, 746 nucleotides. RefSeq lists its product as uncharacterized. The record is from RefSeq and is a predicted model, not a curated record. The transcript is spliced from 2 exons. Lineage: Eukaryota; Fungi; Ascomycota; Sordariomycetes; Glomerellales; Glomerellaceae. The coding region runs from base 276 to 746 and encodes 156 amino acids.
GCCGGCUUUAUCGAGCUCCGUUCCUUAUAAACAACGAGGCCCGGCCUAGGCUACCGACGAGCGGCAUCGCAAAAGGGCAGUUUUCUCUAAAUGGCAUAAGGUAUAAAAACCAAUAUUUAUGCUCGAACAAGACCGGAUAGAAAGACGCAAAAAGAAACUCGGAACGGAUCACAUUUCUAAACAUAAUAAGGAAAAGAAAAACAAGCAAAAGCCUACAGACAUAUCCACUGCCGAAUAAAAGAAGAAGAAAAAGACAGAAAAAAGAGACUAGAACCAUGGCUUUCCCGACCAACGUGCUGGGAGUUCUCAUCGUUCUCGCCAGUGGCUUCGCGCUAAUAUACUCGGUCGACUCCAUCUUGCGGAUGAAAAAGUACGAGGACUUGGAGGAAAAGGCAAACAAAGCGGCAGAAUGGAGCGUUACAGCGGAAAAGAAGCUCUGGGAUCUCAAGUUGACCCUCGCGACGGGCCUCGUUGGUUGCCUCAUCUCCGCCGUCAGCGGCCUCGCCUUCUCCUUCUUCGUGGCCCCCGGCCCGGGCUUCGUCGCCGUGGCGUGGCCCGUCCUGCUCGCCGCCGGCCUGGCGUACGGGCGGCAGUACAUGCGCGACUUCUGGGCGUCCAAGAUCAAGGUGCCGAAGAUGACGCACUUCAACGAGGCCAUUUCGGACAUGAUGAUGGUGCAGAGCAUGAUGAAACCGCUGGCCGGCGCGUGGGGUCUCGUGGCUGUCUGCAAGCUUGCUGGGCUGUAG